CAGAAACGAGAAAAAUGGUGUUGCAAGUCGGAGAGGAAUUCCAGUGAGGGACGUUCUUACAUGACGUCGGGAGAUCCCUGGCUAACGUUUGUAGUAUCGAUACAUUAUUGGCUACAUUGGAGUAUUACGGGAUUAUCGAUCUAGUUAGUCAUCAAACGUACAUCUUCCUGUGUAGCUAUAUGAAAGCAUUCAUAUCAUGUCUAAGAUUCAGCAUUUUAUUGGAAUGAGGAUCUGUAGUACCCAUUAUUAGCUAAAUCAGUUUUUGUUUACACCGGUAGCUAGAUAGCUAACGUACUGUACGCGCGAGCUGAACUCCGCUGUUCGUGGAAGAGUAGCUACCAAGAACACUUCUGGAUUACAAAAGUAAGAACGAAUUUAGCACAGCAAUCGCGUUGAGUUUAGCUGGACAUGGGGCUUCUCUUCGCCAAGUUAAUGACUGUCUUUGGAGACAAAGAACACAAAGUCAUUCUCGUGGGGCUUGACAAUGCAGGGAAAACCACAAUCCUCUACCAAUUCCUGACCAAGGAGGCGGUCCACACCUCCCCCACCAUCGGCAGCAAUGUGGAGGAGAUCGCCGUGCGGAAGACCCGCUUCCUGGUGUGGGACAUCGGGGGACAGGAAAGCCUGAGGGCCAGCUGGAACUCCUAUUACUGCAACACUGAGAUCGUGAUUCUCGUUGUGGACAGCACCGACCGAGAGCGACUCACGCUCACCAAGGACGAGCUGCAUCGCAUGCUGGCGCACGAGGACCUGCGGAACGCGGCGGUGCUGGUGCUGGCCAACAAGCAGGACAUGAAGGACUCCAUGACGGCGGCGGAGAUCUCCCAGUGCCUGACGCUCAGCUCCAUCACCGGCCACUCCUGGCACGUCCAGGCCUGCUGCGCCCUGACGGGGGAGGGGCUCCCAGCCAGUCUGGACUGGAUGAGGUCACGGGUCCUGGCCAGCUAGGGUCGCGCUCGGCCCCGCCCCCUCGCACGGCGCUCACCGGUACGCCCUCCCUGACCUCGGCGGCGUGGCCUCUCCACGCACCACAGCUCCGCCGCACCUCCGCCCCGCAGGGGCCCCGCCCCCCCACGACCUCGCACUGACCUGCGGUUGCCACGGGAUACGCACGGAUCUCCUUGCCUUUGAUGUGGACUGAGCUCGCCUCAGGGGAGGGGCCUCCUUUGCUCUGUGUGCGUGUGUGUGUGUCUGCUUCUGUGUUCUGUAGGACCACAUAUACACCAGCACACUAACUCUUGUUGCAGCCCUGGACAGCCUGUACAUACACACACACACACACACACACACACAGGCAGACAUGUGGCCAUUCUUGCCCCUGGCUGCACUGGAGGGGAUGGGCCACAAUCGAAUCUUGAGCCGCUAUUGGCUGACAGCCGACCAGCAGCACAGGGGAUUGGUCAGUUCCUCCUGCCGAGCCUCUCUUUGGGAUAUUGACUGAAUCUCACGUGUUACAUGCAGACAAGAAGAAUCACAAUGGACCUAUGGACCAGAUGGGUGCCUGCCAUGUUUUUUUUUUCUCAGAGCUUCUGUACGUGUACAUUUACAUGGAGUAUUUAUUUGAAAGGACAAACAAAUGGAAAAUCUUCCAUUUCUUACUGUAAUUGUGUUUGCAUGCUGUAAAAAAUCUAAUGUACAGGUAUUGUAUUUUUGUACAAAAUAAAUGUCAUUACUGAUAAAUUGC
Messenger RNA from Anguilla anguilla (European eel), 1684 nucleotides. Its product is annotated as ADP-ribosylation factor-like protein 5B. NCBI's taxonomy places the organism in Eukaryota, Metazoa, Chordata, Actinopteri, Anguilliformes, Anguillidae. Gene Ontology annotation, molecular function: GTP binding; GTPase activity. The record is from RefSeq and is a predicted model, not a curated record. The transcript has 6 exons. The coding region runs from base 409 to 948 and encodes 179 amino acids. Gene Ontology annotation, biological process: intracellular protein transport; protein localization to Golgi membrane; vesicle-mediated transport. Gene Ontology annotation, cellular component: cytoplasm; trans-Golgi network.